AUGCCGCGGGGACAGGGGCCGCCGCUCGCAGCCCCCUCCCCGCACGGUCAUGGCGGCCCCCGGCCGCCCCCUGCUCCCGCGCCCGCCCCCGCCCGACUCGCUUUCUGCCUUUGCCUGGGUCUCUGCAUCGGGGGCCUCUCCGCCGCCCCAGACCCUGGCUGCCAACCCUGCGGCCUUGAUUGCGACUGCACCCCGGGGCCCGGCGGUGCCUGCAGCGUCAACUGCUCCGGCCGCGGCUUGCGGGGGCUUGGGCCCGAGCUGUCCAUCCCUCCCGACGUGACUUCGCUGGACGUCUCCGACAACUUCAUCAGCACGUUAGAGACGGAGUUCUUCGAAAACCUCUCUGCCUUGGUACAACUAGACAUCAGCAACAACAAGAUUUCGACACUAGAAGAAGGAAUAUUUGCUAAUUUAUUUAAUUUAAGUGAAAUAAGCUUGAGUCUGAAUCCAUUCAUCUGUGACUGCAACCUGUCCUGGUUCCCCAGCUGGGUGGAUGAGCAGAAGGUCAGUGUGGUUAAGCUGAGGGAGACUCGGUGUGCCCAGCCACCACACCUGGCAGAUGUCCCCAUCCUCAGCAUCUCCUUCUCUGAUGACACCUGUGAUGAGGAGUACAUUGCCUGCCUCCAGGACAACAGCUCAAGCACUAUGGCUGUGGUUAUCUUCUCUGCUGCCCAUGACGGUGUCCUGGCCCAGAACUUCUGCAGUGCCUUCUGUUUUUCCCUCGGUCAGGAGUAUGGGGGUCUCUCAGAGGAGGGCUACUGCUUCUGUGGUAAAGCACACUCCCCUAAUGCCUCCUCCAGCUGCCUCCUCUUCUGCCCUGGGUUCACAGCAUCUCCUGCUGCAUGCCGGGUACCCAUUAUUCUCCAUAAUGUCUUCCCUGCUUCCCUAGAAGCCUCACUCGUGGGGCCAGGGGUCCCUCAGCCUACUGACCACCUGGUGGCCUUCAAAGUAAGCACCCCACUUCCUGUCAACAACUUGCGCUGGGACUUUGGGGAUGGGACCUUGGCAUCAAUCACUGGCUCUGCCACAUCUCACCGAUUUUUUCUCCCUGGUCACUACAAUGUGACUGCUAUUCUGACCUUGGAAGCAAGGACAACCUUGCUGUGGACAGAGGUGCAGGUAGAGGCUGUGCCCACAGAACUAGAGCUGCUGUGCCCAUCUUGGCUGCAAAAUAAUGAAAGUCUUGAAUUUGAUAUCCGGAACCGAGGGGGCACUGGGCUCAGUGCCAUCUACAGCAUCAUGGCAGAGAACAAGCAGCCUGCCCAAGUGGUUCACCCCCUGUGCCCCUCAAGCACUGAGAUCUUCCCUGGGAAUGGUCACUGCUAUCGCUUGGUAGUGGAGAAGGCUUCGUGGCUCCAGGCCCAGAGGCACUGUCAAGCCUGGGGUGGGGGAGACCUGGCCAUUGUGGGCAGCCCUGAGAUCCAACACUUCCUGGUCUCCCAGGUCACCAGGAGCCUCGAUGUGUGGAUUGGCUUCACGGCCUUGACGGGUCCUGGGGUGCCGCCCCAUGGAGAGGCCUUCAGCCUGGAGAGCUGUCAGAACUGGCUGCCUGGAGAGCCACACCCCGCCAACGCUGAGCACUGUGUGCGCCUGGGCCCUGCUGGCCAGUGCAAUACCGACCUCUGUACGGCCACCCACAGCUAUGUGUGCGAGUUCCAACCCACAGGGGCUGUGUCUAAUUCGGAGAGUUUCUUUGUGGGUGAUGCCGGCUUGGAUCUACCAGGGCCCAUGAUUCCCAUGGAGGAGCAAGAUGCCCUCUCUGCCCCAGGACAUGAGACUGUGGAGGUGAUGAUUUUUCCUGGCCUGGUGCUGCAGCGGAAGGGUUUUCUUACUGCUGCUGAGUUUGGGACUCGGGACCUGACAGCGCCAGUGCAAAUGAAGCUUCAGGUGUAUCGUCCUGUGGGAGGAGGUAUCCCAGAGAACACCAGCCAACUUUCAUGCCCACCCCUAGACAACCAAACAUGGGUGCCCCUUGAGUGUUUGGCUGGGGAGUGCUGGUGCCCCUUGGCAAAUAUGUGCUUGCCUCUGGACAGUCCUUGCAGCAUAUCACCCUGUGCUAAUGAUUCCUCAUCUGAACAAGACAACCAUUGGUCCAGCUACUACUCACUUUGGAGGGAGUUCCUAUUCUCCAUCCCUGUGGGCCCUUCCUCACAAUACUCAGUGAGCUUCAGCAACAAGAAUCUCUCCUUGCUUCCUGGGGACCUCUUCGGUAUCCAACAUGAUGCAGGUCCAGGUGCUCUGCUACACUGUCUUCCCCAUCAUGAAGCACUUUCCCACCAACCCCUCCAGCCUGAGUGUUUAAGUGCCAAUGUCUCCACUUGGCUGCCUAGCCUGCCUGCUCACCUCUUGGGGGUGCCUACUGUCAAUGGCACCACCUGUGCCUUGCGUCUGCUCUUUGCUACAGAACAGGUGACUCGUCUCCUUGGCCAGCCCUCUAACCCUGGACUACAGCACCUUGGGCACUAUGUGGUUCGAGCUUCUGUGGACAAUGGUGUGUCUAGCCACAACCUGUCCUGUAGCUUUGAUGUGCUCUCGCCUGUGGUAGGACUCAGAGUCAUUCAUCCUACCCCCCAGAGUGGUCGAUUCUACGUUUCUACCAACUGGACUUAUCUAAUGCUGAAGAUCAGCUCAGGAGUCAACUCCACAGCCAGUCGGCUGGGAAGCAACCAGAGUGUGCCCUUUGAAGCCUCUUGCCCUCCAGGGGUGGCCCGGUUGACAGCAGACUGUAUCCGGGAAACCAAUGACACCUGGUUUGCGUUACUUGAACUUGAUGGUCUUGGGGAAGAUGAAAGCCUGGUAGAGAUUGUGGCAGAGAACCGUGUGAGCCGUGAGAACAUCAGCAUCCAGGUGAAGGCUGAAGAGCCUAUCCGCGGACUCAGUGCCACCCCAAAUCCCCAGACCCGGGUGUUGCAGAGCACCCUAGUGAGAUACAGCCCUGUAGUUGAUGCUGGCUCUGAUGUCGUCUUUAAGUGGACCAUCGACGAUAAGCAGUCUCUGACCUUCUACAACAUUGUCUUCAAUGUCAUCUACCAGAGUGCUGCUGUCUUUAAGCUCUCGCUGACAGCCUCCAACCAUGUGAGUAAUGUCACCGUGAACUACAAUGUCACAGUGGAGAAGAUGAAUAAGAUGAGAGACCUGGUGGUGUCAGAGGUUCCAGCCAUCAUUCCACAGAACACCACUCUGCAGCUUGGCGCCAGUGUUCAAGUGGACUCAGCCGUGGAAGCAGCUUUCCUGUGGACAUUUGGGGAUGGGGAGCAAGAGAGUGGUCAGUUCAAGCCCCCAUACAACGAGUCCUUUCUGGUUCCUGAGCCUGGUGUCCAUCAAGUGCUAAUUGAACACAAUGUCACGCAUACCUACCAUGUCCCAGGUGACUAUAACCUCACAGUGUUUGUGUUCAAUACCUUUGAGAAUCUGACCCAACAGGUACCUCUGAGUGUCCGGGCUUCCUUGCCCCAUGUCACUGUGGAGACGGACAGUGGAGCCCUGGUGGUCGGCCACCCCAUCACCUUUACUCCAUGCCCGCUGCCCUCUCCAGCUGGUGUUCUGUACACAUGGGACUUUGGGGAUGGAUCCCCGGCCGUGCUGAAGAGUGAGCCAGCAGUCAGCCAUACCUACAUGAGCAGAGGGGUAUUUAACAUCAGCCUGGUGGUCAACAAUACUGUGAGCAGUGUGAGGGCACACCUCUCUGUCCGCGUGUUUGAGGAGAUUCAGGGACUGCGAGUGAGUCCCAUUGCAGCCACAGAAAAAGGCAUGGCUGUCACUGUCAAUGCUUCGGUGGAAGCCGGGGACAAUAUUACGUGGACCUUUGAUAUGGGAGAUGGCACAGUCCUAACUGGCCCAGAGGCCUCUGUCCAGCAUGUCUACUUACAGGAUGAGAACUGCACCAUCAAGGUGACUGCAGCCAACCCUGUCAGCUCCAUCUCCCAGGUCCUGCCCAUCCAUAUUUUUGUCCUAGAAGUGCUAAAGAUUGAGCCUUCAUCCUGCAUCCCUGAGCAGCCUGAGGUCCAAUUAACUGCCCAUGUGACUGGGGACUAUACGCACUAUAUCUUUGACUGGACUUUUGGGGAUGGUUCAUCCAAUGCCACCGUUCACGGCCACCCCACAGUAACUCAUAACUUCACCCACAGUGGGAUUUUCCCUCUGUCACUGGUCCUGUCCAGCCUUGUCAACAAGGCGCAUUACUUCACCAGUGUCUGUGUGGAGCCUGAGGUUAGCAACAUCACCCUUCGACCUGAAAGACAGUUUGUGAGGCUUGGAGAGGAAGCCAAGCUUGAGGUGCAGGCCUUCCCACCAUUUUUCUACCGUUACUCUUGGGAUUUUGGGGCCAAUGACUCUGCCCGCUCGGGAGGCACUGAGGUGAGCUACACUUACAAGGUCCCUGGAAUCUACCUGGUCACAGUGACGGUAUCCAACAAUGUCUCCUCAGACAAUGAUACAGCGUUUGUGGAGGUUCAGGAACCCAUGGGCAUCACCAGCAUCGAGGUCAACAGCUCUCAUGUGCUGGAGCUAAACCAGCCCUAUCUGUUCUCAGUUAUGGGCAAUGGGAGCCCAGCUAGCUACAGCUGGGACCUGGGGGAUGGCCAGAGGCAAGAGGGCCUGCAGGUCAUCCACGCCUACAAUCACACGGGCAGCUACACAGUCAGUGUGAUGGGCUGGAAUGAUGUGAGUCACAGCGAAGCACAGCUCAAUGUCACAGUCAAGAGGAGGGUCCAGGGUCUGAGCGUCAAUGCCAGCCGGACGGUGGUGCCGCUGAAUGGCUCUGUGAGUUUCAGUACCACACUGCAGGCAGGGAGUGAUGUGCGCUAUUCCUGGGUCCUAUGUGAUCGCUGCACCCCCAUCCCAGGCUCCUCCACCAUAUCUUACACUUUCCGUUCCGUAGGAACCUUCAACAUCAUUGUCACUGCCGAGAAUGAGGUCAGUUCCCUGCAGGGCAGCAUCGUCAUUUAUGUGCUGCAGCAGAUUGAGGGGCUGCAGAUGCUGGGCGGGGGUGAUGGUGGCUGCUUUCCCACCAACCACACCCUCCAGCUUCAGGCAGCAGUGAAGGAUGGCACCAACAUCUCCUACAGUUGGACGGUGCAGCGGGAGAGUGUCCCCAUCCACACUGCCCAAGGCAAGGUCUUUCCACUGAUUGUCUCUGAGGCCGGCACUUACCAUGUCCAGCUAAAGGCCAUCAACAUGCUGGGAAGUGCCAUGGUCAACAGGACCCUUGAGUUUGUGGAGAAUGUGGGGCAGUUGGCAGUGUCUGCUUCCCCCAACCCUGCUGCUAUUAACACAUCUGUCAACAUCAGUGCUGAGAUAUCUGGUGGCACCAGCAUCACCUACACCUGGCUCUUUCAAGAGGGCAUAUCUGUGGAAGCCACAGAACCAUUUGUCAUCCAUUCAUUCUCCAGCCCAGGCCUGUGGGCAGUCACUGUCAUAGCCAAGAACCAACUUGGCUCAAUCAAUGCUACAAUCCAUGUGGAUGUGCAGGAGCCUGUGUCUGGCCUCACUGUUGGGUGCGGGGAGUUAGGCAGCAGUUUUGUGGUCUCAGGCUCUGUUGUUCACUUCUGGGGGGAUCUGGAGCACGGGAGCAAUGUAAGUUGGUCCUGGGAGUUGCCAGAUAGCACUAGGAGUGGACAAAGAAUGGCUAAUGUCUUUCCCAGUGCUGGUACCUUCUCCAUCGGGCUUAAUGCCUCCAAUGCUGUCAGCUGGACCACAGCCAGCUGCAACAUCACUGUGGAGGAUCCCAUUCAGGGGCUAGAGCUCUGGGCAAGCAGCAGGGUGGUAGAACCAGGGGAAAGGGUCCAUUUCAGCAUCCGCCUGACCUUGGGCUCAGAUGUAAAUUACCAUCUCCUGAUCAGUGGGGGAGUCACCACAGCUCUGGGUGGGUCCAACUUCUCCUAUAGUUUCCCUAGAGUGGGUGACUAUAUGGUGACUGUGCAGGCAGAGAAUCACGUGAGCUGGGAGCAGGUCCAGGUGCGCAUCUCUGUCCUGGAAGCCAUUAGUGGGCUACAGAUUGUGGGCUGCUGUGAGCUAGGUAUACCUACAGGUGGGGAGAGAAAUUUCACAGCCCGGGUACAGAGGGGGUCACGAGUCUCGUACGCCUGGGAUUUCUCCCUGCAGAAGGUUCAGGGUGACUCUCUGGUUAUCCUCUCUGGCCGAGAGGUGGCUUACACCCCUGUGGCGGCCGGCCAGCUUGAGAUCCAUGUCCGUGCCUUCAAUGACCUGGGCAGUGUCAACCUCACCAGGACCAUAGAGGUUCAGGACCUCAUCCAGGCAGUGGAUCUCCAUCCUGGAAGCUGCUUCACAAACCGAUCAGCACAAUUUGAGGCAGCCACAAUACCAAGCCCCCGACGUGUGUUUUAUCGUUGGGAUUUUGGAGAUGGGUCCCAGACCCAAGUGACCUCCACACCCUUGUCUAACCACACUUACCUGCUUCCUGGGGACUACAGCAUAAAAGUCAAUGCCUCCAACCUAGUUAGUUUCUUGGUGGCCAAGGCCACAGUGACAGUACGAGUGCUGGAGUGUGAGGAGCCAGAGGUAGAGGUGGCCCUGCCCACCCAAGUGGUGAUGCGUCGGUCUCAACGCAGCUACCUGGAGGCACAUAUCAACUUACGGGGCUGUGUCACCUACCAAACUGAAUACCAUUGGCAAGUGUACCGGGCAGCCAGCUGCUUGCAUUACAAGCGUUCUGCCCACGUGCCACUGCCCGGCGUGGAUGUGAGCCGGCCUCAGUUGGUUGUGCCACGGCUGGCCCUGGCUGUGGGUGACUACUGCUUUGUCUUUGUGGUGUCCUUUGGGGACACACCCCUAUCACGCAGCAUUCAGGCCAAUGUGACUGUGACACCUGGCCGUCUUGUGCCCAUCAUUGAUGGUGGCUCCUAUAGAGUCUGGUCCAACAUACGGGAUCUAGUGCUUGAUGGUGGCAAAUCUUAUGACCCCAACCUGGAGGACGGUGACCAGACCCUCCUCAGCUUCCACUGGGCCUGCGUCUCUUCCUCCAAGAGUCAUCCUGGAGGAUGUCCCUUAAACUUUGGCCCCCGGGGGAGCAGCAUGAUCACCAUUCCCAAGGAGCGGCUUGAGGCUGGCGUCGAAUAUACAUUCAACCUGACUGUCUGGAAGGCAGGGAGGAAGGAAGAAGUGACCAAUCAGACGGUGCUGAUCAGGAAUGGUCUGGUGCCCAUUGUGUCUCUGGAAUGUGUUUCCUGCAAAGCACAGUCGGUGUACGAAGUGAGCAAGAGUUCCUAUGUCUACCUGGAGGGGACCUGCCACAACUGCAGUAGUGGCUCUAAGCGAGGGCGAUGGGCAGCCCAGACAUUCAGCAACAAAUCCCUCAUCCUGGAUGAGUCGACGACUUCAACAGGCAGCUCGGGCAUGCGGCUGGUUCUGAGGCGAGGCGUGCUCCGCGACGGCGAGGGCUACACCUUCACCCUGACUGUGUUGGGCUGCUCUGGGGAGGAAGAAGGCUUUGCUUCCAUUGACCUGUUCCCCAAUCGCCCCCCUUUUGGGGGUUCUUGUCGCCUCUUCCCCCAUGAGGCCGUCAGGGCUCUCACCACCAAGGUUCACUUUGAGUGUACAGGCUGGCUGGACACAGAGGACGAGGAUGCUCCACUGGUGUAUUCCUUACUUUUGCGGCGCUGCCGUCAAGGCUACUGCGAGGAAUUCUGCAUCUACAAAGGCAGUCUUUCUGCAUAUGGAGCUGUGUUGCCCCCUGGCUUUAAGACCCAUUUCACUGUGGACCUCUCUGUGGUUGUGCAGGACCAGUUAGGCGCUGCUGUGGUAGCCCUGAACAGGUCUCUGCUUAUUACUUUGCCUGAGCCUUCUGCCGGCUUCCACUGUCUUACCCACUGGCUGUACAGCCUGACCGAGACAGUCCUGCCCGGGCUGGUGAAACAGGCCGACCCCCAGCAUGUCAUCGAGUACUCCUUGGCCCUCAUCACCGUCCUCAAUGAGUAUGAACAGGUGACAUCUUCAGAGGAAGAGGCCAGCCAUGAGAGGCACCUCCGUGUGCUGAUGCGAAGAAAUAUUACUGAGAUCCUUGUUUCCCUUCGUGUCAACACUGUAGAUGAUAUUCAGCAGAUUUCAGCUGCGCUGGCCCAGUGCACGGUAGCAAGUAAGGAGUUUGUAUGCCACUCUUGCCUGAAAAAAACCCUGAACAAGCUGGAGAACAUGAUGGCCAUCCUGCAAAAUGAGACCACGCAAGGCACAGUGACCCCCACGGCCAUUGCGGACAACAUCCUCAACAUCACUGGUGACCUCAUUCACCUGGUAAACUCAGAUACCCAAGACCUAGAGCCUACAGAGCUAUGCAGCAAACCCCACACCCUUCUAGUGGCCUCCAAGGCUUAUAACCUCUCAUCUGACCUAAUGCGAAUCCUCAUGAAAUCUCGAGUGCUGAAUGAGGAACCGCUGACCCUAGCGGGGGAAGAGAUUGUGGCUCGAGGCAAACGUUCGGACCCCUUCAGCCUGCUGUGUUAUGAGAACACUUCUGAUUGCCAGUUUUCCAUCCCACCUGCUUUCAACAGCACCUUCUCUGACCUCACUGACGUCAUCCAGCUCAUCUUCCUCGUAGACUCCAACCCCUUUCCCUUCGGCUACAUCAGCAACUACACAGUCUCCACUAAGGUGGCUUCCAUGGCCUUCCAGACUCAGGCAGGGGCCCAGAUCCCAAUAGAGCGGCUGGGCUCCGAGAAGGCCAUUACUGUCAAGGUAUCUAACAACACCAGCGGAGGGGGUGGGGACCAAGUCCUCUCUACCGACACUGCUAUCAUCCAGCCUCGCACAUCUGUCAGCGCCAUCAUUGACCCUCAAAACCACAACCCUGAGGCUGGUCUGCACUUCCGACUUAACUACACUGUGCUGAAUGAGCGCUACCUGUCUGAGGAGCCCGAGCCCUUCCUGGCUGUCUAUCUGCACUCGGCUCCCCAGCCCAAUGAGUACAACUGCACGGCCAGCAAGAAGAUUGGGUUAAAGGCAUUGACUGGAGGUGACCACAGGCCUUACACCUUCUUCAUCUCUCCAGGGACGGACGAUACAACAGCAAGUUACUACCUGAAUAUGACCAGCCAUUUCCGUUGGUCCGAGGUCGAAGUGACGGUGGGCCUCUACACGUCGCUGUGCCAGUAUUUCAAUGAGAAGGAGAUGAUGUGGAAGACAGAGGGCAUCGUGCCCCUGGAAGAGACCACCCCCAGCCAGGCUGUCUGCCUCACCCGCCACCUCACAGCCUUUGGUGCUAGCCUCUUUGUUCCACCCAGCUCCAUCAAAUUCAUCAUCCCUGACCCAGCUCCAGGCAUCAACUAUAUUGUGCUCCUAACUUGCGCUGUGUGCCUGGCCACCUAUGCAGUGACAGCUUUGAUUGUCCACAAGCUGGACCUGAUGGACGUCAGCCGAGUGAGCAUCAUCCCCUUCUGUGGGAAGAAUGGUCGCUUCAAGUAUGAGAUACUUGUCAAGACUGGCUGGGGCCAGGGCUCAGGCACAACAGCCCAUGUGGGCAUCACCCUUUAUGGGGCAGAUGGCAGAAGUGGACACCGGCACCUGGAUGGAGAGAGUGCUUUCCAUCGAAACAGUCUAGAUAUCUUCCAAAUUGCCACACAGCGAAGCCUUGGAAGCGUGUGGAAGAUCCGAGUGUGGCAUGACAACAAAGGGCUUAGCCCAGCCUGGUUCCUGCAGCACAUUAUUGUCCGGGAUCUACAGACUGGCCGAAGCGCCUUCUUCUUGGUGAAUGAUUGGUUGUCAGUGGAGACUGAGGACAAUGGGGGUCUGGUGGAGAAGGAAGUCCUAGCAGCCAGUGAUGCCACCCUGCGCCGGUUCCCGCGGCUGCUGACAGCAGAACUCCAGAGAGGCUUCUUUGAGAAGCACAUCUGGCUGUCAUUGUGGGACCGCCCCCCACGAAGCCGCUUCACUCGGGUCCAGCGGGCUACUUGCUGUGCUCUCCUCAUCUGCCUCUUCCUAGGUGCCAAUGCUGUGUGGUAUGGAGUUGUGGGAGAUGUCAAUCACAGCAAUGUACCCAUUUCCAGCCUGAUCCCUUUAAGUGUGGACACAGUGGCUGUUGGCCUGGUGUCCAGUGUCGUUGUCUACCCCCUCUACCUGGUCAUCCUCUUUCUCUUCCGAAUGUCCCGGAGCAAGGUAUCAGUAAGCCCUGACCGCAGCCCUGGGGGGCAGCAGGUGCUGGACAUUGAGAACUACCUGGAGACAUCGGUCUUAGACAGUUCCUUCCUCACUUUGUCUGGGCUCCGUGCUGAGGCAUUUUCUGGACAAACUAAAACAGAUUUGUUUCUGGAUGAUUCUAAAAGCCUGAUGCGCUGGCAGUCCAGUGAUGGCACUCUUAGCUGGCCAGACCUUCUCAGUGACCCUUCCAUCAUGGGUAACACCCUUCAGAGGCUGGUACGGGCCCAGACUGGAAACACUCAGGCCCUGGAGGUCAUGGAAGAAGAUGGUCUCUCCCUGGGCAGCCCCCCUUCCCAGACCAAGUACUUCUCCACCUCAGACGAAGAUCUGAUCCGACAGAUACUUGCUGAGGGGGACAGCAGCGUUGCCCCUGCUAGAGACACCCACCUGGAAACGGAUCUCCUCACUGGCCUGUCUGGCUCUCUGGGGGCAAAAACUGAGACACUGAUGCUACAGAGGCUGAAUGAGAAGGGACUGUCCCCCGUGGCCCCCCCAAAGGAGCUGUUCCAGUCAGCAAAGUUCACCAGAGAAGGGCUGGCUGAGGGUCUGCAGAAGCGGCUGCUUCCUCCGUGGUGUGCCCCCCUUGCCCAUGGGCUCAGCCUCCUGCUCGUGCUGGUGGCCGUGGGCAUCUCGGGCUGGAUCGGCACCGACUUUACGUCCAGCGUUGGCGUCAUGUGGCUCAUCUCAGGCAUCUUCAGCUUUCUGUCUUCAUUCCUGGUCUGGGAACCUCUCAAGGUCCUGCUGGAAGCCCUCUACUUCUCUCUAGUGGCCAAGCGGCUCCACCCAGAGGAGGACGACACUCUGGUGGAGUGUCCGGCCGUGGAGCCCGUGUGUGAGCGGAUCCCCCGAGUGCGGCCCCCGCAGGGCUUUGCCCUCUUCCAGGCCAAGGAGGAGGCUCGGAAAGUCAAGCUACUGCACAGGAUGCUCAAGAAUUUUCUGGUGUACAUGCUGUUCCUGCUGGUGACCCUCCUCACUAACUAUGGAGACGCUUCAAACCAUACCCACGCCUACCGUCUGCAGAGCUCCAUCAAACAAGAGCUGGACAGCAAGGCCUUCCUGGCAAUCACCAGGUCAGAUGAAUUCUGGGUGUGGAUGUCACGAGUGCUGCUCCCCUACAUCCAUGGGAACCAAUCUGCCCUGGAGCUGGGGCCCCCACGGCUCCGGCAAGUUCGGCUACGGGAAGCACUCUGCCCGGAUGCUCUGGGAAGCGUAAGAAGAAUGUGUACCACAUCCAGCAGCUUCAGCACCAAGGAUUACGAGGUUGGCUGGGAAAGCAGCUCCCCAAACGGGACAAGGGCAUGGGCCUAUUCAGCACCUGACUUGGCAGGGGUCUGGUACUGGGGCUACUUCUCUGUCUACGACAGUGGCGGCUACAUCCAGGAACUGGGAGUCAGCCUGGAGGAGAGUCGAGAAUUGCUGGGCUUCCUGCAGCAGCACAAUUGGAUUGACAACAUGAGCCGGGCGGUAUUUGUGGAGCUCACGCAGUACAGCCCAGCUGUGGGGCUCCACGCUGCGGUCACGCUGCGCCUCGAGUUUCCGGUGUCGGGACGAGCUUUGACGGCCAUCAGCGUCCGGCCCUUCCCCCUGCAGCGGCUCAGUGCAGGCGUCACCCUGCAGUUGCUGAUGAUGGUUUUUCUGAUGCUCUUUGUCGUGUACUUCGUGGUGGCUGAGGCCCUGGCCAUGCAGAAGGAGGGCCAGGCGUACCUGGUUCGUGCAGGGGCUUGGGGCCAGUGGUUGCUGAUCCUCUUGACCACGGCCACCGUGCUCAUCCAUCUGAGUCAGCUGAGCCUGGCCGACCAGCAGUGGGGCCGUUACCUGAAACGCCGUCCCCACCACUUCACCAGCUUCUACCAAGUGGCUCAGCUUAGCUCAGCCUUUGCCAGCCUGGCCGCAUCUCUGCUCUUCCUGCUGAUGAUCAAGGCUGCCCAGCAACUUCGUUUCAUCCGUCAGUGGUCAGUGUUUGGGAAAACCCUCUACCGCUCAGUGAGAGAGUUGGUGGCUGCUGGCUUAGCCCUUCUAGUGCUGGCUAUAGCCUAUACCCAGCUAGGCUUCAUGCUGUUUUCCUCCUGCUCUGACUCCCUUCGAAGCAUGGGCUGGGAUCUCUUCCUGCUGUGCCCGGCGGGUGGGGACCCCCAUCUGUGUCCCUCAGAGCCCUGGCGUCUCUCGCCCUUGCUAUGCACCAGCCUCAUGGUGCUGCAGCUGUGGGGGGCUCUGCGGCUGGGGGCCGUUGUGCUGCGGAGGCGCUACCACGCCCUUAGGGGAGAGCUUUACCGCCCAGCAUGGGAGCCCCAGGAUUAUGAGAUGGUGGAGCUAUUUCUGCGGCGCCUGCGCCUCUGGAUGGGUUUCAGCAAGGUCAAGGAGUUUCGACAUAAGGUCCGGUUUGAGGGGAUGGAACCACUGCCCUCACGCUCAUCAAGUGAUUCCAAAUCAUCUCAGGAUGUGUCCCCACCGAGUGCUGGCUCAGACACCUCACGCCCAUCCACCUCCUCCAGUCAGCUGGAUGGGAUGAGCCUGCUGAUGGGCCGAGCAGGGGCCCGGGGUGACCCUGAGCCAGAGCCCUCUCGCCUCCUCUCAGUCUUCGAGGCUCUGCUAGCCCAGUUUGACCGCCUUAACCAGGCCACGGAGGAUGUGUACCAGUUGGAACAGCGACUGCAGGGGCUGCGAUGUCAGAGAUCCAGUGGCCAUUUGGCCAGCCCACCCUGGGGCCCUGGCCCUCCCGUGCUUUCACCUUCCCCAGGCCCCUCCCUUGGGAUCCAGACCACUCUGCCAGCCAGGAUAGCACGGGCCAGCAGGGGUAUUGGCAUGGCAACUGCUCAGUCUUCUUCCAGCUCACCUCUUGUGAGGGCAUCGAUAAGGGCAAAGAACAGGAUCCACCCCAGCCUUACAUAGAGGGGAACCUGGCCCGGCUGGAGUAGGAGCCCUUGGUACUAUUAUGGCUCCAGCUUGAAUCCCUAAUAUCAGACCACUUCCUAGGGUACCUCCUUUGGCCAUGCUCCAAGCCAGGCUUCCUUCCCUUAGCAUGUGGGCUGUAGUUUGUCCCUGGCUGCAGCUCCCUAUACCUGAAGCAGGGAUGCCUCUCAGUAUUAAGCUCUCUUACCCAGGGGUUCUAGCUUCCCUUUCCCCAUCCCACAGUAGUGAUGUACUUGGGCCCAGGGGUUACGGGAAAGGGAGAAACAACGGUACCCAGAUCCAGAGCAUGGUCUCUCUGGCCAGGAAUCCUGAGCCCUGGGUGGAGGGGCUCCAAAACUCAGCACUUUAAUGGAGGCUUUCUUAACAGGCAGGGACCCAAGUAUUCCCAACACUCCAGAACAGGGCUGGGGUGAAGAGCAGUAUUGGAUUUUUUUAGGCCUAAAAUUGAAAUAAGCAGGAACCAAAGGUGUGACCACCAUGUAUAGGGGAGGGGGGCUCACUGUGGUGAUGGUAGCUGGAGGGGGAGACAGGUCCCUUAGGAUGGUGGAACAGAUUCUCCUCCCCUGAUCCUCAUGUGUCUGAAGUAGAACAUGAGGGUGGGGGAAGGGAGCAGAUGGAGGUUGGGGCCUUUGAGGGCUAAGGAUUCAGCCCCUCAUACCCUAAUUUAUUACCUGGGCCCUCAGGUACAGCGGGGCUGUGCCUGCCCCACCUCCCCCAGUGGCAGGCACCUCCUCACACUAAGGGCACCCCAGCCUGCCUCCCCCAACCCCUAAGUUAUUGCCACCCCCUACACUUACAUUCCAGCCACUGUCUCACCAUGUAUAUGUAUAUUGUCAGUAAUUUAUAUGGGGUUAAAAUGUAUAUAUUUUUGUAUGUCGCUAUAUUUUCAUAGCACUGGGGUGGGGAGAGAGCUGCAACACAUGUAGUUGAGCCUCUCCCCUCCCACCAAUUAUUUAAGGUGAUGUUCCCGAGGGCACAGCCCUCACUGAGUUUGCUGUAUAUAAAGUGUUAGUGGUGUGUGUGGAUGCCCCAGAGCUGGGGGCCUAGGGAGCUGGGUUGCUCCUGGAGCCCCAUGCCAGGGCCAUGGGCUUGGGCUUCCAGCAGGCUUUUAAGGCUGGUGUGAGGAGUAGCUCAGAGGCCAGAGGGGCAGGACCCAGGUCAGUGAGCGGGGUCAGGGUGUGGAGCAGGUAACGAGGGG
This is a messenger RNA of Vombatus ursinus (common wombat), 14254 nucleotides long. It is a transcript of the gene PKD1, whose product is annotated as polycystin 1, transient receptor potential channel interacting. The record is from RefSeq and is a predicted model, not a curated record. Gene Ontology annotation, cellular component: membrane. Lineage: Eukaryota; Metazoa; Chordata; Mammalia; Diprotodontia; Vombatidae. Gene Ontology annotation, molecular function: protein binding. Gene Ontology annotation, biological process: kidney development. The transcript is spliced from 46 exons. The coding region runs from base 1 to 13035 and encodes 4344 amino acids.